GGCAUUAAAUUGCAGUUUACUCAAACAAUCCAAGAGGAAAGCAGAGUGAAAAAUGUCUCGUUUAAUCCACUUACGUUGUGUUUUGGCUCUUCUGAUUUGCCUAACAGGCACCAUCAGUGCUAGUCCCAUACCCGACGAUCAUGACCGCUUGCUGCAACUCUUGGCUAAUGCAAAUUCUGCAGAUGAUGCCGAGCUACUGCAGAGCACCACAGAUGCAAUUGCUCUGUACAAGAAGUAUGCUCAUUCCACACCCGAUGGACAGGACGACGAUUUGGAUCGGGAAGUAAGAAAAUUUGAGGCUGAGAACAUUACGGUGGACGGUGUGCCUAUUCAGGGCGGAUUUUGGUCAUCUAUAAGAAGUGCGGCAGAUAAAGUACCCCAAGAAGUCAAGGACCAGGCCAAGGAACUAGCUAAACAGUCAGCCAAAGCUCUGUUCAACAAACUGACAGAAUAUCUUAAAGCAAAAUUUGCAUCGAAAUAAAAUAUCUUCCAAAGCCAGAGACAAACUCUAA
This is a messenger RNA of Drosophila guanche, 512 nucleotides long. Its product is annotated as protein Turandot Z. NCBI's taxonomy places the organism in Eukaryota, Metazoa, Arthropoda, Insecta, Diptera, Drosophilidae. Gene Ontology annotation, biological process: immune system process. The transcript has 2 exons. Bases 53 to 481 code for a protein of 142 amino acids. The record is from RefSeq and is a predicted model, not a curated record.